Saccostrea cuccullata (small rock oyster) is the source of this 1209-nucleotide messenger RNA. RefSeq lists its product as uncharacterized. Bases 181 to 1191 code for a protein of 336 amino acids. The transcript has 9 exons. Lineage: Eukaryota; Metazoa; Mollusca; Bivalvia; Ostreida; Ostreidae. The record is from RefSeq and is a predicted model, not a curated record.
CGGUUUGUGUUGUUGACGAACUAGAUUGUUCUCGGUGUGUCGAAUUACAACACAGGGUAGAUAGAAUUCCGCAUUUAUGGUAUUGAAAAGGAACAAAUUCAUAAAGCAUGAAAAAUCACUGAGCCAAGGCCAGAAAUGGUGAUAUAGAAAGAUACAAGGGUGUGUGCCCAUUUAACAAGGAUGGAUCACUAUAGACGAGAUAAUCGCAGACCUAGCGACGACCUGCGACCAUCGCAAAGUGCAAGUCCAGAUGAAAAUUUUGCUCACUGGGCAGAGCCUAUUGUUGCUUGCGUAAGAAAUUUUAAAGGUGGCACAUUGAUUGUGAAUAGCGCACCAUUUAGAGACGCGCUCUUGGAGGCCGAGAGAAAUUGGGUAGAAGAAAACAUAGACUAUAAAACAGAAGAGGAAAAGCCCCAAAACACAAAUAAAGGGGAUCAGUCAAGGGAGGAACUUAUUUCUGAAUUAAAAUCAGAAGUAGAAAGACUUAGGUUGGCCAACCUUGACCUUGAAAAAGAGAGGACGGCGAGAGGGCUACCUGUACUUCACCCGAUAGAGAUCACUACUGCUAGACCCGAAAAUGUAGCUGAAUUAUUAUCAGAAAUAUACAACACAGAGUGGCAGCCUGCCUUUGAAUUCUUCAUUUACAAGAAAAAACUCAGAGAAAGAGAGGCCACAGAGGAACUGCUUAAAAUUCUUCAGGAUUGUUUUGAAUUCUGUGAAAACCUGUCUAGAGAACAUCUUAGAGAUCUAACCGACACCUUGUUUGUUCCUACUUCAAACCAACAUCUACUGAAAAAGAUUCGUAUACCCCAGUCUACGGAACAAACUGACCAACAAGUAUCGUUAGAACUCUCUAGACUCAGGAGAUCAGUAAACCCUCAGAUAGUUCCAGUAAUUGAACAGUUGUUUUUCUUAACGGAAAAACCACAUCUGAAGGCCCAUUUAAAGGCGGUCAAAGUGCAUCCUUUCAUCAAACUUUGUCUGAAGUGCGCGUGGAUUUCUGCCAUACAGGACAGACCAUUAUCAGUAACUUUCAAAGUGAGGCCAGGUUCACCAUUUUCUUCCGAUAUAAUGAUUUCUCGGAAUGCCCCAGCCCCAGAUGUGGACUAUUUAGUGUGGCCAAUUGUGUUCUUGUAUGACAGAGGACCGAUCUUGCUUAAAGGGAUCGUCCAUUGCUCUCAAAAAAGAUGAAUUAUAGUUCAAUUGAAA